AUGCCUGAUAGCCCACUUUCUAUCGUUGCAAGUGUCACCGGCAUCCUGACAUUUGUCGUCGCUAUCAUACUCGGCCUCUACGCUCGUGCACAGGCAAUGAAUACAUUGAGAAAAAGCGAAGAUGAUAUUUUAAACGCACUUAGAGAGGCCUUUGAAUUCCUCUGUGAAACUGCAAUGCUCGAAGACCACGAGAUAGCAUCACGAAAUUUGGGAACAGGCCAGCAUGCCAUCACAGGAGCGGUUCGUUCGAUAAUCGUGGAGAUGUACUCUUUGGGUUGUCGUACUACACGUACUUUAUUAAAGCUGCUGGAUCAAUCUCGCGUACGACGAAUGUCUGAGUGGACUAGGGAGCGGGAGGAUAUUCUUCGGCACUCUCGCAGAAUGGAAGUUCUGCGAUUCAAGAUGUUUUAUUCUCAGAUUCUCAUGCUGUCGACAAAGAUUGAUUCGGUUGAGGAGGAACUAAAAGACGGAAUUGGGAAAUUACUACACAACCAACAGCCCAGAGUUACUCCUACAUCAACGUCACCUCUAGAUAACUCGGAGAUGAUAUCGCACCAAAGUAUGGAAGUCAAUCAGUUCCCUGUGCGUACCCUGUUCGAUAGUGCCUAUAAUGCACUAUCAUCUGAAGAGGUUCAAUACUAUGAAAAGAGACUACAAUUACCGUCAAAAUCAAUGUGUCGACUUCGAGAAAUUCUCCAGCUCUCUAGUCAAAUAGCAGACCAACAUAGGAAGUCAAGAUGGACGUUGGUAUUGCGUGAUGGAAGAAGAGUAGUAGUGUCGGAACUGCUGACUCGGUGGCUCGGUUAGUGUAAUGUACAGCGGGCGUACAGUGGGUACAGGCGGGGGUCCUGUGAACACGUGAUAGGGAAUAUAGUAAUAUAUUACCGUUUUAAC
Molecule: messenger RNA, 894 nt
Organism: Hyaloscypha bicolor E
Lineage: Eukaryota; Fungi; Ascomycota; Leotiomycetes; Helotiales; Hyaloscyphaceae
Exons: 3
Coding region: 1-807 (268 amino acids)
Source: RefSeq, a predicted model, not a curated record